AGGGAAUCCGGCUGUGAGAAUUGCCCCAUUUGGGUGAUGGACAAGGAACAUGACAACGUUGUCAACUGUACGACUCCCAACUUCACGGGGAUAAUUUCAAUGAUGGACCCAAGCAGAAGUUGGCCUUCUAGAUGGUUGAGAAUAGGGAGGUUCUUACCUGGAUGUUACACACUUGCCGUCUCUGAAGAACUUCCCGAAGAAUAUCAGGCAUGUGAUGUUACUUGUAAGAAUUCCUACAUAUCUUGCUGUUUGCUUGAAAAUGUCAUUAUAAGUUUCAACUCCGAUCUGAUAUUUUGAUAACAAUGUCCAGUAUGUGCCUCCAAAG
Messenger RNA from Zingiber officinale, 325 nucleotides. Its product is annotated as transcription elongation factor SPT4 homolog 2-like. The record is from RefSeq and is a predicted model, not a curated record. NCBI's taxonomy places the organism in Eukaryota, Viridiplantae, Streptophyta, Magnoliopsida, Zingiberales, Zingiberaceae. Gene Ontology annotation, cellular component: DSIF complex; nucleus. Gene Ontology annotation, molecular function: zinc ion binding; RNA polymerase II complex binding. The transcript is spliced from 3 exons. Gene Ontology annotation, biological process: regulation of transcription elongation by RNA polymerase II; positive regulation of DNA-templated transcription, elongation; mRNA processing. The coding region runs from base 37 to 297 and encodes 86 amino acids.